AUUUCAUAGCCCCAUCGAGCCGAUCCAUCCGUCGUUGACUUGACGUUUAAUAUCCAGCUUCAUACCAGCAGCAAUGGCCUGUGAUAUAAUUGGGAUAUCUCACCAUAUGAAUGCGAAUCACAAGCAAGCUUGUAGUGACCUUGAGAAGGCCAGUCUAUUCAUCAUAGAAGCAUUGCAGAAUGAGAUCCAGAGAAAUACAACUCUGUGCAUGUUAAUCCACCGUCUGGAAGAGAGGGCAGCUGAGAAUGAAAGGAGUCUAUCAGAGCAGGUGGAGUCAAACCAGCAGCUGAAGCUCUAUGUUGAUGAACUACAGAAACAGCUGGAAGACAAAGACAACUCUCUAACACAAGCCAAAGAGAUUAUUGUUGUCCUGAAGAAUGAACUGGGGGACCUGAAACGGCAGCUGCAGAACCACCAGAGUAAUCAUGGGACGAGUCAAGAAGUGACUGACUGGCAACAGGAUGAGAGCAUGACCAAUAUUGUGAAAGAGGAGGAUGGUGUCCAGCAGAAUGUUCUUGGUGCAGUUAAAGAGGAAGAUGCUGAAAAUGCAUAUCCGUUUAGUCAGUCAGGUGAAAUGGACAACUCCACAGAACAGACAAACUCCUCAUCUACCUGCACCAGUUCCAUUCUAAUGCCUGCAGAGUGCCCAUUUAUUUUUCCCAAGAAUUAUCAGGAAAGUUUUGGUUAUCAAUUGAAAUGUACAUUUUGAACCAAUGGUUGUUAUUUGUAGUGCUAGGAAGCAAGCCACACUUAAAGGUUGUUUUGUAAAAAGGAAAGAACCCC
Engraulis encrasicolus (European anchovy) is the source of this 783-nucleotide messenger RNA. RefSeq lists its product as uncharacterized. Gene Ontology annotation, biological process: mitotic spindle assembly checkpoint signaling. The transcript is spliced from 7 exons. Lineage: Eukaryota; Metazoa; Chordata; Actinopteri; Clupeiformes; Engraulidae. The record is from RefSeq and is a predicted model, not a curated record. Bases 74 to 709 code for a protein of 211 amino acids.